This is a messenger RNA of Poecilia reticulata (guppy), 5812 nucleotides long. It is a transcript of the gene foxp1b, whose product is annotated as forkhead box P1b. Gene Ontology annotation, molecular function: RNA polymerase II cis-regulatory region sequence-specific DNA binding; DNA-binding transcription repressor activity, RNA polymerase II-specific. The record is from RefSeq and is a predicted model, not a curated record. Gene Ontology annotation, biological process: regulation of transcription by RNA polymerase II. Gene Ontology annotation, cellular component: nucleus. NCBI's taxonomy places the organism in Eukaryota, Metazoa, Chordata, Actinopteri, Cyprinodontiformes, Poeciliidae.
GACUGAACACUGGGCACAAGUCUCCCAAACUCAGUGACAAGCAGCAGAGCCAGCUACAGCUCUGCAUUUGAUGUCAGAGCCCAGCGCACAGUGAUCCUCCUGAGGCUCCACCACUGAGAUAAGUGAACAGAUUUGUGACACUUAUCUUAAUAUUAAUAGUUAUAAUGUCGUUUAGUUGUGGAACUUUAAAGACACAUUAAUUCGUAGCUGUUUUCACGUUUAUUGUGCUGUUCAUAUUAUGGUAGUCUCGAUGUUUGCAGUUUUCUGGAGGGCAACGUGAAGCUCAUAGCAAAUAUAUUAACUUGACAUUAACAAAGACAUAGCGGGACGGACCAUCUGGGAAAUGACAGACAGCAGAGCCUGACUAAAACUACCUGGAUGUCAGACAAAUGCUGGGGCUUUUUAUUUUCAAGCCCAAAUAAGUAACUUCACAUUCAAAAACAAGCCCCAAAAAAUGCAGGCCACGACUCGUUACAUUUGCAAGCGACUUUAGAAAAAAACAAGGCCAAAGUCGCUUAUAAUAAUAGGACUUGGCGACUGAAACUCAGAAUAGUUCCUGCUUUUCCAGCAACAAAAUGCGCAUCUCUCACCUCCCGCCAUCGUUUACAUUUCUGUCGCAAUGUGGAAUCUGCUGCUGACUGUUGCAUAGAAACGCUGGUCGCUCCCCAAGACACACUGAGGAAAUAAAAUUAGAUUACAAAAGAAAAUAGUAACACACAGUGAUUUGGAUUAGUAACUUUAAUCUGAUUACUGGAUUUGAAAUAAUAUCACGUUAGAUUACUCAUUACUCACAAAAGUGGUCAGUAAUGCAACAGUUGGCCACGAUGGAGUCCAGAUUUUGGGAUGUGCUGGAGAAGACUGCACCGCAGGCGGAAUCUACCAUCAUCAAUGGAAGAUCUUGGUGAAUGGAUGAAAAUAAAUCUUUUAACAUUGCAGAAGCUUAUUAAAACAAUGCCACAGCGAAUGCCUGCUGUAGUCAAGACUAAAGGCAGUCCAACAAAAUAUGAAUUUUUCGGUGCUGACUUUUUUUUGUCCAGCCAGAGUAUAAACAUACAUUUCUUAGCUGUUUUGUAACUUUUGAUAUUUCAUGACCAGGUUAACUACUAUUAGCAAUACAAGCUAAUAUUACGUACCAUUCUACUUAAAUCCUUACGGAACAUAUUGAAGGAAUUUGUCUGGGAUUUCAUUUAAAGUAGGUUUAAUCUGUGCAGCCGGUGCCAAAGUAAGUAACAAAAAUCUUUUUAAAUUCUGGUUUUGAUAUUAAGUACCUGCUAAUGUCUUUUGACUAUGCUAGCUACUAGCCAAACAAGAUAACACUUUUAAGCACUGGCACAGAUUUGGAAACUUUCACUUUUUAACUGCAGGUACGUUAUGAUAAAAACAAUGUUAGUUUUGAAAUAAAAAACCAACUGAUAUACAUUGACAGCUGCCUCAUGUCUAGUAUGGACGAAGCAACCCACUCAAGUGCUGCCUCUGUGCAAGUUGAAUUUUGCUUCCUAAAUGUUUCCUGAAUUAUUUGAGUUAAAUUUGCAUUCUUGAAGAAAUCUUUUAUAUUUUAAGCACCUUCUAAAAAAAGUUCUCACAUAGCAGAACUAGGCAGUAUUUUUACCUUGGCAAUUUUAUGUAGAGCAGGUGUUAUUUAUGAAGGUCCCACACCUGCCCUGCUUGAGUCCCUCUGCUAGUAAACAGUCAUUUACUCGAAAAGGCACUCAGAAACAGCUUGUGUUUGUUCUCUCUUGACAAUGGCCCGGUCACCAGGGCUUUCCUACAAAAGCAACAGUUACGGUCUCACAUUUUUUUCUUUUACACCACUUCCUUUGCUUCCUUUUCCUUUCCUUUUCUGUUUUUUUCUUCCUUUUCUUUCCUUUCCUUUCCGUUUUCUUAAGGAGCCGUGACACAUUCGCUAGCAUACCGGUGUGGCUUAUUCACCGACCUGUGUUUGUUUUUUGGGAAAGGUCUUUUGUAACCGGAGCCGAGUCGUUAUCUUAGCGGAGCGCGGCCCGGGCCAGACCAGACAUUAACUCAUACUUUCACUCUAACUCAGGCAGGAAAUGGGAGUAUUUUAUAAUGUCAUCCACUCUGUCAUGAAUGCAAUCGCUCAGCUCCCUUGUGUAAACUAUCACUAGGGACGCUGGUUCAAGCCUCAGGAAUAUUGAUUUUUCACUCAGUGUUAAAAAGAAGAAGAAAUCUAUACAACGUGUGUAUCACAUCGACACAUACAUGUAAUUAUUUUACACGGCACCGGCACAGAGGAAAUGGAUUAGAAAGACAAUGUGUGAGAGGAGAAGCUUGAACUGUAUGUCUGCUAAAUUUAUCAUGAGGCCUUUGGGAGCAUUGAAAUGAGAACAGUGGCCUAUUACUGCUAAGAAGGUGUUUUAUUGAGAAUACGCCGACAUGCCACCCCAGGGAGGACGCUGGGGGAGAGGAGUAUGGCCGCAGCUUAAACCACUUUGUGAGUGUGAGUGUCUUUUUAUUUUUCUUUGCUUGUUAUAUAGAAAAUAAAAGCCCCCGCCACCCUCCCUUUAAUUAUUCCUUAUGACGACUACUGAAAUUGUCACUUUUUGACACUUGAAGGCGUUGUAGUCAAUAAUUUAUAUAGGUCAAGCCAUCUUUCCCUGAGCUUAUUGUUAUUAGCAUAGGAGAGUGGUGGCUUCUCAAACAGACACUUUAGAUUAUUUUACCAGCAGUGUUUGCUGACUGGACGGCAUCCCAGGAACAGUCCUUCAUCCUUGGCCAAAAAGAGAAGUUUAUGGCUCUCGAUGCGAGCCGGGGAGGCGUGAGGGGGUAAUGUUCCGCUCUGUGUUUGUCACGAUUAUGAACAACGCAAGGUGUUAAUCUUAUCUUUAAUUCUUUAAGUUAAGUUCGCUCUUACUCCGUAACACCUCAUUAGAGGAUUGUUCCUUUUUUUUUAUCUUAAAUUUAUUAGGAUGGGAACAUAUCUGACCCUUCGGAGAUGCUGAGGGUCAUCAAAGGAAAUGAUGGGGUAGUAAAACGAGGGGGUGCUGACCCAUGCCUCCCGGUGAGUUCAGCAAGAUCCCCAGUAGGUGGCAGGGUCUUGUUUUCUUACUCUAGCUGAGAGCACAUGGGGUGUUGGAGAGUGUGAUGAUGUCAUGACAGUUAAUUGCUCUCAUUGGGGUGGAAGUGGAUGGAUUGCAGUGUAGCUGCUGUAACAUUGGCUGUGAAUGUUAGUGGGUUUAAGCUUUUCUGAAAGCAAACUGCAGGGUAAGAGUUAAAAAAACUGCAAAAAUACUUCAAGUCGUUUUUUUUUUCAUGGCUACUCAAAAAGUUGCAUAUUAAAAUUUUCAUAAGUGUGUAUGCUAUUUUUUGUUAAGAUAAAUAGUGUAUUGUCUCUUGUGGGAAUUUUAUGAAGAGUUAACAAGAAAACAUAGUUGCUGUGUUCAAAUGAGUGGUGAUUUUGUGGCGGCUGUGUAAACAUGACCAUUUAAAGGCACUGAUAGCACAUAGCUGUGUUUACUUAUCUACUCUUUCAUUAAAACCUGUUUUCUUUAAGCCUCCAUUGUUUCAGUGGCACGGCCAGAGUCCCAGCUAAAGGGUCAAAGGGUUAACAGCCAUCAACUGUGACUCCCCCCUUCCCUCUGUCUUUCAUUGCUCUCUCUUUUUUUAAAGGGGCCCCUCACAAAGGCACAGUUUCACCUGCAAUACCCCCCACCCCCCCAACAUGCCUUUUUUCCACCCCGAUUUGAAUUGAUUAUGUUUAGAGAAGGCUGCUUGUGAUUGGUUGAGAAGGGCGUGGUUGAUUGGAUAGUUUUGUAUCUUGUCAGCCGGGGAACAACCUCGCGCGUGCAAUCUGUCCGUAUCCCGAGGAAGGUUGGAGUCUCGGCUGCGCCUCUCCUCAACCUGCCCUGCUCUCCGAGCCCGACUGAGCGCCUCUCUCUCUCUCUGUCUCUCUCUCUCUCUCUCUGUCUCUCUCUCUCUCUGUCUCUGUCUCUCUCUCUCUCUGUCUCUCUCUCUCUUUCCCUCGCCGCUGAGUUCUCCGCUCUGCUUCACUCCGUACCUCGUGGCCCGGCGCUCUUGUUUACCCUCCCAGCUAAAUGGAGUUUGUCAGGUUCCAGUGUCAGUGGCUAUGAUGACACCUCAAGUGAUAACUCCACAGCAAAUGCAGCAGAUUCUUCAGCAGCAAGUCCUGAGCCCUCAGCAGCUCCAGGUCCUCCUCCAGCAGCAGCAGGCCCUCAUGCUACAGCAGCAGCAACUUCAAGAGUUUUACAAAAAGCAGCAGGAACAGCUUCACCUCCAGCUCCUCCAGCAGCAGCAACAUGCAGGCGGCAAGCAGAGCAAAGAGCAGCAGGUGUCACCGCAGCAGUUGGCCUUCCAGCAGCAGCUCCUGCAGGUCCAGCAGGUCCAGCAGCAACACCUGCUCAACCUUCAGAGACAAGGGCUGCUCUCCAUCCAGCCAGGACAGACCAGCCUGCCGCUGCACUCGCUCACUCAGGGCAUGAUUCCAGCAGAGCUCCAGCAACUGUGGAAAGAGGUGACGAAUGCCCACGUAAAGGAGGAGCACAACAACGGCAGCAGCAACAACGGCCACCGGGGCCUCGACCUGUCUUCCUCGGCACCACCAAAGAACCCGGUCCUCAACCAGCAUGCUGCCACCAACGGCCAGUACAUGAGUCACAAAAGAGAUGGGUCAGUCCUGGAGGAGCCAUCCCCCCACAGUCACCCUCUCUACGGCCAUGGCGUCUGCAAGUGGCCCGGGUGCGAGGCUGUUUUUGAUGAUUUCCAGUCAUUCCUCAAGCAUCUCAACAACGAGCAUGCCCUGGACGACAGGAGCACGGCCCAGUGUCGGGUGCAAAUGCAGGUCGUCCAGCAACUCGAGCUCCAGCUAGCAAAGGACAAAGAGCGUCUGCAAGCCAUGAUGACGCAUCUUCAUGUCAAGUCCACAGAGCCCAAAGCCACCCUGCAGCCGCUCAACCUCGUGUCCAACGUCACAUUGUCCAAGUCAGCACCCGAGACCUCUCCGCCCCUGAGCCUCCCGCAGACCCCCACCACACCCACAGCGCCCCUCACGCCCCUCUCCCAGACCCACUCCGUCAUCACAGCCAACAGCCUCCACAGCGUGGGGCCGAUGCGACGACGCUACUCAGAAAAGUACAACAUGCCCAUCUCCCCAGAUAUCAGUCAGAACAAGGAGUUUUACAUGAAUGCAGAUGUUAGGCCACCAUUCACCUAUGCCUCAUUAAUAAGACAGGCAAUCCUUGAAUCUCCGGAAAAGCAGCUAACACUAAACGAAAUCUACAACUGGUUCACACGAAUGUUUGCGUAUUUUAGGCGCAACGCAGCAACAUGGAAGAAUGCAGUCCGGCAUAAUCUUAGUCUGCACAAGUGUUUUGUGCGAGUAGAAAACGUUAAAGGGGCUGUGUGGACAGUCGACGAAAUAGAGUUCCAAAAGAGACGGCCUCAAAAGAUCAGCGGAAGUCCAGCCCUAGUGAAGAACAUUCAGACCAGCCUGGGCUUUGGUCCAACUCUCUCUGCUGCCUUCCAGGCUUCAAUGGCAGAAAACAACAUACCUCUAUACACUACUGCUUCCAUUGGAAGUCCCACACUCAACUCCCUGGCCAACGCCAUCCGCGAGGAGAUGAAUGGAGCGAUGGACCAUGACAACAGCAACGGGAGUGACAGCAGCCCGGGACGCUCGCCUCUGCCAGCUAUGCAUCACAUCAGCGUUAAGGAGGAACCACUGGACCCUGAAGACCACGACGGACCCCUCUCCCUGGUCACAACCGCCAAUCACAGUCCGGACUUCGACCACCACAGAGAUUACGAUGAAGAUGUGGGCCAUGACGACAUGCUGUAA